AUGGCAAUUGUGGAACGUACGGUCGCGGCUUCUUUUGGACCCAAUUUGGGGGAUCAGUUCAUGAGGAAGCCUCCAGCACCGGCUACGGAGGAUCACAUGCCUGUGCUUCCCAAUUUCAGCCGCAUGGCCUUCCUUAAGCCUCCGAUGCCGGAUUUUCCAAAGGAAGCGUUGAUGGGAGAAAUCGGAAGCAGUCCGCAGAAAACGGCAAAUCGCCCGUUGAUCGAGGAUGAGGACGACUUCGAAGCGAUGAUCACAUUUCCUGACGGCGAUUUCGCUCGGGCGACUAGCACAAGCACGGCCAAAGAGACCCUGUGUUCUACGGUGGACACCGUAGGCUCCUCAUGGGACAGUGCCUCCUGGCAUCGCGACUUACCUGCAGGAACUAUUGUUGCCCCGGAUCGUCGCCUUCAUGAGCGUCAUGUCAAGAAGAUGGAUCGCUUCCUGCACGAUGUUGAGCUGGCACCACGGACCUUCAGUGGCAUCGUCCGUAGCAGGCGCAAAGCCGAGUGA
Symbiodinium necroappetens is the source of this 510-nucleotide messenger RNA. The record is from the annotation of a GenBank genome assembly. Lineage: Eukaryota; Dinophyceae; Suessiales; Symbiodiniaceae.